Messenger RNA from Triplophysa dalaica, 5284 nucleotides. It is a transcript of the gene dyrk1ab, whose product is annotated as dual-specificity tyrosine-(Y)-phosphorylation regulated kinase 1A, b. Gene Ontology annotation, cellular component: nucleus. NCBI's taxonomy places the organism in Eukaryota, Metazoa, Chordata, Actinopteri, Cypriniformes, Nemacheilidae. Gene Ontology annotation, biological process: peptidyl-threonine phosphorylation; peptidyl-serine phosphorylation; positive regulation of DNA-templated transcription. Gene Ontology annotation, molecular function: ATP binding; protein serine/threonine kinase activity; protein serine/threonine/tyrosine kinase activity. The record is from RefSeq and is a predicted model, not a curated record. The transcript is spliced from 11 exons. Bases 787 to 2922 code for a protein of 711 amino acids.
CCCAGGCUGUCGCCAUUUUGUCAGGCGCUUAUUUAAUGUUUCAAAUGUUUUCGCUUCCCGCCGGAAUAAUGCAUUCACCCGCCUGCAACAGCGGCAGUUUUGGAAAGGAUUCGUCAACGGCGUCGGACUGAUAACAACACCAGGACGAAUUGUCGGAAUGUCAGGAAUAUAUUUAGUUGGCUAGUAGUCCGUGUCUCGGGUCCACCGGGCCGGUCCGCUGCGCAGGUUUGGAACGCGCGCCAUUUUGUGAAAACUGACAGAAAACCUUAACGGAAAAGUGAUGUCUUUCAUGUACAUGUUUUUAUAACAUCUGCACGCCGUUCGUUUUUCACGACUAAUUUUGCUUUUGAAUAUAAUCAAAAUCCACCCCCAGCGGUCCAUAAAGCGGGUAAUCUUGAAUGCGCUUUCCUGAGCGCUAUCGUUAGCUGGUUAGCUGCGUUCGUUAAAGUCACUGUGCAAGAAAGCGCUAACUAGCCGCUAGCAUUGAUUUCACCACUUAUCAAAAAUGAUUUUUGCACGUACAAGGUAUGUCACGGACAAAACCGGACUGGAAAGCCGUUGUUUUACCUGUCAGUUGAAAUAGGAAGCCAUUUGGCCCUGUCUGGCUCGUUACAUUAGAGGUGUCUCGUUGGAAGCAGCGUAGAGAAACUGGAUAAAUCGCCUCUCUUUGCUGGAUUUGGGACUUUAAAUGAAGAUCACACCAUCAAAGGGGGAGAGACCUCAGCAUGCAAACCCUCGUCUGUCCGGCUUGCACCCUCUCUUUCUUUCCAUGCUGCUGGUCUUCAGAUGGCUGCUCCCAUGCCUCAUUCGCACCAGCAGUACAGUGACGGUCACCAACAGAGUACAGACCAGUCUGUCACUGUACUGCCAUACAGUGAACAGACACAAGCACUCACUGCCAGCCAGAGGCACAUGCCCCAGUGCUUUCGUGACCCCACUUUAGCUCCUUUGAGGAAGCUCUCCAUAGACCUGAUCAAAACCUACAAACACAUCAAUGAGGUGUAUUAUGCAAAAAAGAAGCGACGACAUCAACAGGGUCAAGGUGAGGACUCCAGCCACAAGAAGGAGCGGAAAGUAUUCAACGAUGGCUAUGAUGAUGAGAACUUCGACUACAUUGUCAAAAAUGGGGAAAAAUGGAUGGACCGCUAUGAAAUCGACUCACUUAUUGGAAAAGGGUCAUUUGGACAGGUUGUAAAAGCUUACGAUCGUGCUGAGCAAGAGUGGGUAGCAAUUAAGAUUAUCAAGAACAAGAAGGCCUUCCUCAAUCAAGCUCAGAUUGAAGUACGGCUUCUCGAGCUCAUGAACAAACAUGACACAGAGAUGAAAUACUAUAUAGUGCACUUGAAACGGCACUUCAUGUUCCGGAAUCACCUUUGCUUAGUAUUUGAAAUGUUGUCAUACAACCUGUAUGACUUGUUAAGAAACACAAACUUCAGAGGUGUCUCCUUGAAUCUGACACGAAAGUUUGCCCAGCAGUUAUGUACAGCACUGCUGUUUCUUGCUACACCUGAGCUCAGCAUCAUCCACUGUGACCUAAAGCCAGAAAACAUCCUGCUAUGUAACCCCAAGAGAAGUGCCAUCAAAAUAGUGGACUUUGGGAGCUCCUGCCAACUGGGACAAAGGAUAUACCAGUACAUCCAGAGUCGAUUCUACCGCUCCCCUGAAGUGAUAUUGGGAAUGCCAUAUGAUCUGGCCAUAGACAUGUGGUCUCUGGGAUGUAUCCUGGUGGAAAUGCAUACAGGAGAACCUCUGUUUAGUGGAGCCAAUGAGGUGGACCAAAUGAACAAAAUAGUGGAAGUACUUGGUCUCCCACCCAAUCACAUUAUGGACCUAGCACCAAAAGCCAGGAAGUUUUUUGAGAAGUUGUCAGAUGGAACAUGGAGUGUUAAGAAGACCAAAGAUGGGAAAAGGUACAAACCUCCAGCAUCUCGUAAACUCCAUGUCAUCUUGGGAGUGGAAUGUGGUGGACCAGGUGGUCGACGGGCUGGAGAAUCUGGCCAUGCAGUAGCUGACUACUUGAAGUUCAAGGACCUCAUCCUCAGAAUGCUGGACUACGACCCCAAGACGCGAAUUCAGCCCUACUAUGCCCUCCAGCACAGUUUCUUUAAGAAAACGGCUGAUGAAGGAACCAAUACGAGUAGUAGUGUGUCAACAAGUCCUGCACUUGAGCAGUCACAGUCAUCAGGGACCACUUCUAGUACAUCCUCAAGCUCAGGAGGAUCAUCUGGAACAAGCACCAGUGGGAGAGCAAGAUCUGAUCCAACUCACCACCAUCGACACAGUGGCGGGCAUUUCGGCACAGUUAUGCCUGCCAUAGACUGUGACAACCUCUGCCCUCAGGCGAGACAGCCUUACCAUCCACCUGUAGUAUGGCCUGGAAUUGCAAGACCAGAACCCGUCACUGUAGAGACUCAUCCAGUUCAGGAAACAACUUUUCAUGUGCCUCCCCAGCAUCCCAAGGCAUUGCACCCCCAUCACCAUCAUCACCACGGACAGGUCAUAGCAACGCGACCACGGCCGCGACUUUACAACUCGCCCACCAACAGCGCCUCCACGCAAGAUUCCAUGGAGGUGGUACAUGGUCACCUGUCCAUGACAUCCCUGUCUUCCUCGGCAUCCUCUUCCUCCACAUCUUCCUCUUCCACAGGACACCACGGCAACCAGGCCUACCAGCUUCGCCAACUUCCUGCCAACACCCUGGGCUUUAGCCAAAAUGGAAGUAUGAGUAUGGGUUUGGGUGCCUUCUCAAACCCCCGCCAAGAGACUGGUAUGGCUGGUCAUCCUACAUACCCUGUUGCCACAAACGCAGGAACUGGUCACUUUAUAACAGAGGGACACCUGGGCAUGAGACAAGGGAUUGAUAGGGAAGAUUCUCCGAUGACUGGAGUGUGUGUUCAGCAGAGCUCAAUGGCCAGCUCGUGACUUUAGCUGAAAUUAGUUUGUUUUUCUGUGUGACUUUAAUUGUUUUGUUUUUCUUUUUUACAGUGGUGUUUUUUUCUCCUGUUUUUUAAAAGGUGCAUAGAGAAUAAAAGCUGCUCACUUCUAAGGGGAGAUAUCACUGAACCGCAACAAAUUGAAGAGUAUUUAAAAAGUAUAUAUGUAUUACCAUAAUUUUACGUUUUCUAGAUAAGUUAGUAAUACUGCAAAUAACCAUAGUGAAACGGAAACAUCAUCUGCCAAUUCACUCAUCUGCAUAUAGUACUUAUUUUCCAUCUGUUACAUUGAAAACUGGGAGAUAUUUUUAUUUGUUUUUCCUUUUUUUAUACAGUGAGCAUUUCAGAGCUGUGAGCUGUCGUACAGCUUUUAUAUGUAAAGCAAUGCAAAACAUUUGUUUACUUCAAACAAGUGAAACACAUUAUAAUUUGACUGGUUGUUCUUUUAUUUACCCUUUAAGUGAAACUUCUCUGAAGAGCUGUGUGUUUAAACCUGUUGCGUGUCAAGGAAGCAGUACUUGCAGUGAUAUUUUGUGUUGUCGGUAUUGUGAAACUCUUCAAGAGGGGGCACAUAGCUGUGGAGCUCCGGUGGCAAGCGCUGGCCUGGCGGGGUGAAUGAGCUGGUGUUUGGGUUUCGACAGGCAGGUGCAGUAUCUUCAGACUGGGAGAACACCAGUCCGGCCAGCUUCGACUACAUACAGCAACUGAGGAGAAGGUGCGCUGAUGAGCAACAAGGGGGACAGAGCCAGAUCACUCUGGGCCUGUCGUUGAGAACCCUUUGGCCUUAUGACUUUUGGACCUUGACUGAAAAGGAGCUGGACUGUAUUAUUAAAUAGAGAUGGCUGUCCUCUUUUUUUAAGAUGGAAAAUUGGUUAGAAAAGGGUAAAUACGUACGGUUAUUCAGAGGCCUUUAUUUAGCAAAGAUUCUCAUUUGAGGGACACCAAAUUGCAGGGUCUUGAUCAAACGUCUCUGACAUGACUUCCUAAAAAUCUUGCCGAAGUGGGAUUAUACAUAGUAAUCCCCAUAUAAGACAUCAUUAAUUGGCUUUUUUUUUCCCAUUAAGCAUGCGGUUCCCAUUGCAGAAAUUAGCCUCUGUGUUGAACACAGAAGAUGUGUAAUGAAAUGUAUGUGACUGCCUUUUUUUCUCCUCUUGAAUUAUGCUGUGAAUUUUACACUUUUCUUUCUUUAGUAUUGUCUCUUCUUUUUUUUAUAUACCAAAGCUGUUGAUUUCUAUUGCAUUGGUGUCUGUAAGGAAUAAUGUAGCAGUUCACCAUUUCAGCCCAAGGUUCAUUGAAGUCAAUUUUAAUCUGUACUCUAUCUCAAACUGGAACAUUUGCUGAACUUUGUUUUAAUGUUAACUAAAUAUUGAAAUUGGUUAAUAUAUGGAUAAAUCUCCCUUAUUUGUUAAUUUUUAGUUCGGUUUUCCUGUCAAGGAAAAUGUAUUCGGGAGGUAAAGGACACUGACAGUUACUCUGCAGGCUACAGAGUGGCUGAGAGAUCACAAAUUAUUCUGAGGGGAGAAAAGUGUUUUGUUUUGUAUUUACCUAGUCUAUCAGUCAGUGAUGCUGCCUUUUAUACCUAAUUUGAUGAACAUGCUAAUUUCUACCUUUUUAAAUCUAAGUGGCUACUUUCCAUUUAUUUAUUCAGGCAGUCUACUGUAGCUACUGUGACCUCUGAGUCUUGAGUUGAAUUUGUUAUCAAGUGGUUGGUUCAAUGCUCACCUCAGAUGUACUUAUUUAAAGUUAACCAGAGGUGAUGCGCUAUCACACAGACACUGGGCACAUGCAUGUUGUUUUGAAGAGGAUAUGUCUUUAUAGUCACUAUUCAGUCACGGUAUGGAUAGGCGAGCCCACUAUGAUGUUUAUAUCCAAGUAUGUGAGCUCCCCACUUAGCUUCUCACUUUGCAUUAGGUCUCGAUUCUUCAAAGGAACAUGAAAGAUAACCCCCUGUUUGUUACAUCUCUGAAUAUAGCAGUGGGACACAACCCUGCCGUGUGUGUGUGUAGUGUUCACUUUUGCAGUUUUUUUUAAUCUUUCGCAAAGAUAUCAACCAGAAACAUGUUUGAUAUAUUUACGAAUCUCACAGUGGCUAUCAGAAAAAGGUUUACCUGAAUGUAAGCGGGAUAUAAAAUGUUUAUACAAAAAACAUUUGAGUGCAGUUUGCUAACAUAAACAUUCCAAAAAUCAAAAUCUAAAAAUGACAGAAUCAUUUAAAGAGUGCACCUGUUUCAGCUGUUGCUCAAUGAGAUCUGGUUUAGUGCAGUUUUCAUGAAAUGCAGCCCCUUUUUAAUAGUUGAAUAGAAUUUAUGUAUAUAUUUAUAUUUUUUUAAAUAAAGGAAGUAUAGAACUCA